Messenger RNA from Vicia villosa (hairy vetch), 816 nucleotides. RefSeq names its product protein ANTI-SILENCING 1-like. Lineage: Eukaryota; Viridiplantae; Streptophyta; Magnoliopsida; Fabales; Fabaceae. The transcript is spliced from 4 exons. Gene Ontology annotation, molecular function: chromatin binding; RNA binding. The coding region runs from base 170 to 718 and encodes 182 amino acids. The record is from RefSeq and is a predicted model, not a curated record.
GCAACUCAAAUAUUUUAGAAAAGAUAUUCAUAACAACCAAACACAUUUAACCCUAUUUAUUCUAAUCAAUCCUUCUUUGCCUCUUCACCACCGGACUAAACGACGCCGACCACCGUUUUCCUCCGUUCACCGCCGUGCUUCUAGUCCUCUGCUUCCUCACUCUCUAGCGAUGAAGAUCGAAGAAAAACCAAAGACGGUAGAGUUCAAAUGGGGGAAAAAGCGUGGAAAAGGAGGCAAAAAGAGAGACAUACAGUUCUACGAAUCGUUCACCUUGAAUGGUGUUGAUUACUCGCUUUUUGAUACUGUUUAUAUUAAAAAUGGAGCCCAAUCUGAACCUCAUAUUGGAAAAAUCAUCAAGAUAUGGGAAACUUCUACUAGUGAAAAGGCUAGGAAAAUUAAGAUUCAGCGGUUUGUUCGUCCGCGUGAGAUCUCAAAGCUUUUGACUAGGGUUAAGAUUUAUUAUAAUGAAUUGUUCUUGGCUUGUGGUGAUUGCACUGAACUCGCCAUCAUCAAUCCUCUGGAAUCUAUUACUGGGAAAUGCAAUGUUGUUUGCAUUUCUAAGGACUCUAGGAAUCCACAACCAUCAGAUGUAGCAUUUCGGAAAGCUAGCUUUGUGUUCUAUCGUUACUUUGAUGUUGGGCAGCGUAAAAUAGUGGAGGAAGUAGAUGACAAGAUUUCUGGAGUUGAAGUUAAAAACUUUUUUAACAAAGUGGCAUAGUCAAAAGCCUGUUGCUGCUGCUGCUGUAAAACAUUGUCUAUAAGAGAAAGAAGUUGAUGGGGAAUGCCUUGAAAAGUAGUGAAGUUGCUUUUCUGAGU